Quercus robur (English oak) is the source of this 1238-nucleotide messenger RNA. RefSeq names its product loganic acid O-methyltransferase-like. The record is from RefSeq and is a predicted model, not a curated record. Gene Ontology annotation, biological process: methylation. The transcript has 3 exons. Gene Ontology annotation, molecular function: S-adenosylmethionine-dependent methyltransferase activity. The coding region runs from base 22 to 1098 and encodes 358 amino acids. NCBI's taxonomy places the organism in Eukaryota, Viridiplantae, Streptophyta, Magnoliopsida, Fagales, Fagaceae.
UCGAGAGAGAGAGAGAGAGAGAUGGCAGCAGAGCAAACAGGCAAAACGUCUGAAGCAUAUCCGAUGAAAGGUGGAGAUGGUGUCCGUAGCUACGCCAACAACUCGUCUUACCAGAGAGGAGUUAUUGACUCUGCAAAAUGGCUGAUCACUGAGGCAAUUGCAGAAAAGCUUGAUGUUGACAACUUCGUUUCAUCAUACACCUAUAGAAUUGCAGAUUUAGGUUGCUCUGUUGGGCCUAACACAUUUUUUGCAGUGCAAAACAUAAUUGAGGCAUUACAGUUUAAGCAUCAACGCCAAGGGCUUCAUUCUCAGCUCCCUGAAUUUCAAGUCUUCUUUAAUGAUCACAUCUUGAAUGAUUUCAAUACACUCUUCUCAUCCCUCCCACCAAACAGGGAAUAUUAUGCUGCAGGCGUGCCAGGUUCUUUCCACAGUCGCUUAUUUCCCAAUGCAUCUUUGCAUUUCGUUUUUUCUUCUUAUUCCAUCCACUGGCUUUCCAAAGUACCAAAACCGGUAGUCGACAAAAGCUCCCCUGCUUGGAAUAAGGGGAGAAUCCACUACCCAAAUUCAAAUGAUGAAGUUGUUAAGGCCUAUCAAGCUCAAUACACUGAAGACAUGGAGUGCUUCCUGCAUGCUAGGGCUAAAGAGGUUGUGUGUGGAGGAUUGGUUGCACUUAUCAUUCCUGGCCGCCCCAACGGAAUGCGCCAUUCUCAAUCUCUAACAAUUGGCGUCCUUGAAUCUUGCCUCAUGGACAUGGCUAGGAAGGGAAUAAUCAGUGAGGAGAAAGUGGACUCUUUUAAUCUACCAGUGUAUCUCAUGUCUCCCCAAGAACUGGAAGCUGCUGUGGAUCGAAAUGGAUAUUUUAGCAUAGAGAGAAUUAUUACAGAACUUGGUACCGUACCUGAAACUCAAAGCCAAAAAAUAUCAUCCAACUUUCAAGCAGCAUUUGAAGGAGUGAUCAUGGCACAUUUUGGAUAUGAGAUCUUAGACGAGCUCUUUGACUCAUUUGGAAAGAAAUUUGAAGUAGAAUUCAUGACCAAGCCUAUGUCAGGAAGUUCCUCUAUUUUCUUUGCUCUUCUUAAACGCAAAGCAACAAAUUAGAAUGCCCUUUGUUUAUUUUCGUUUAGUUUGUUAAGUAAUGGGAUUCAUGGAGCUUUAGUAUUUUCUGCUUUAGCUUCAUUAUUAUGUUAAUGCCAUGCUAUAUGUCUGAAGGAAAAUAUUACACCAUUAUGAAUUUCAAA